Molecule: messenger RNA, 2790 nt
Organism: Cyclopterus lumpus (lumpfish)
Lineage: Eukaryota; Metazoa; Chordata; Actinopteri; Perciformes; Cyclopteridae
Gene: igsf5b
Product: immunoglobulin superfamily, member 5b
Exons: 10
Coding region: 354-1409 (351 amino acids)
Biological process (GO): cell-cell adhesion
Source: RefSeq, a predicted model, not a curated record
UUAUAGUUGCAUUAGAGGCAAUGGAGUCAUUCAGAUUCAUCUCCUGUGGAACAUGAAUGCUGUUGAGACAUCACCCCACGUCCAAAGCCAUUUGACGAGGACGGAGGUCUGAGAGGCCCCCUGGGAACCGGGGACUUUUCAAGGGGUAUUGUUUGCAGUCUGAGUCACUCUGUAUUUACAUCAGUGUGUAGCACGGGGCAAAGUUCGCACUGAGUUUGGUAAUAUUUAACAGGACAGUUUUUGGGUGACAUGGCAGAGCGGCAAGAGUGAGGAGAAGGCAGCGUUGUUGACAUGAAUCCAGGGACACCAAACCGAGCAUUGAACAAUGGAUUGACUGGAUCGACUGAUUAAACAUGGACCUCUUUUAUCUGCUCGUGCUCCUACUUUCAUUCACGAUUCAAGUCAGAGGUCAGAUGAAGCUGUCGCCUGAAAUACUAACCGUCCUUCGAGGAGAGGAGGCCCGGUUUGCCUGCAGUACCUCCAACACUCAGUGGACUGUUAUGUUGUGGCUGCUGAACGGCACAGCGGUUCUCACCAUCUCCAAGGAGUUCGGUGUCCUGCCCUCCAUCAACCCUAAUGUGACGGCCGAGACAAGCCUCGUCUCACAUGGAGACAGCUGGGUGUUUGUCCUGAAGAGCACAGAGAGGCGCGACCAGGGACCGGUGACCUGUGACCUCCAGGGCAUUGAUAGGAAAACAGCCAGCCUGUUUGUACAAGAAAAGGGCAGCGUGAAAGUCUUUGGGGACAACAAGUUGGCUUUUCAGGGUCAGUCGGUCCUGUUUGAAUGCCAAGCAGCAGGAUGGUACCCUCAACCCGCUUUGCAAUGGCAGGUGAAUGACAAAAAGGUGAACCAGGGGGAAUACAACAUCAGCAGUGAAGAGUCAGGGAAGAGCCUCUUCACUGUAACCAGCAACCUCAGCGUGAGGGCAGUGAAGAGCUCUCAUGUGGCUUGUCUGGCCUCCGUGUCGGCCCUCGCCACACCACUGAGGAGCAGCGUCCGUCUGACAGUGGUUGCAGAGGUGGUGCAGGAGGAAGAUGACUGCACGGCCCCUCUGGCAGUAACGGCCUCCCUCUCUGCUCUUCUGCUGCUCCCCCUGCUCUGCGUCUGCACCGUCCUCUGGCUCCGACAAAGGAGACAAGCAAAACCGAGCCCACGGGAGGCAAUACGGUUCGACCAAUCAGUGAGCGGGAGAAGCUCGGUUGCUGAGGCGACAGGAGGGAAGGUCAACCUGGGAUAUUCUGGCGAGGGCCCCACAGAUGCAGUUAUCAAUGAGCUAAUCAUGGAAACUCGUAGGCAGGAGGACUUUGUCGGCUUUCACAAGCUGGAGUUUCUACCACAUCCUCCCAUGUUGAUGGGAACAAGCUACACUGCUAUCCUGUUGGACCCCCCCCCCCUGUUCUCCCAGUAGACAGCUUGAUGUUAGACAGGGAUGUGGAAUAACAUGCUUUCUGGCACAGCUCCACAAAAGGCCAUCAGCAGUAUUUUUUAGCUUACACGGCAGUAAAGUGGCGCCAUCAUCAUCAUCAUCAUCAUCAUCGUGUUGUAUCGUCUAAAUAAUGGGAUGAUCUCAAGGUGUUCAGGCUGGCAUGGAGGAAACUGAGGAAUAUAUUGUUAUAUUAAUAUGAAUAUAUACUGUAUUGAUAUCGUGUUUAAUAUCCUGGUAUCACACAUGAAUGGAGGAGGGACAAGUCUUCCCUUCUGUACUGGGGUAUGUGACCUCUUUUCCCAAUUAGGUCUGAUGUAGAGCAGCUCUGUCUUGAGGUCACAAGUUCAGUUCUGAUUCACUGCCUUUGAAGUAAUGAGUUUGAGUUUGGUAAUAGGAUUGCCUUCUCUGGAGGGACUAAAGGGUGAAGACAGUUUCUGGAUUUUAAAGCAAUAGUUGUCCUCCAGUCGUCCUCGGAUAUGUCAGCGUGGAAAAUACGUUACACAAAAACCUCCACAGUGCCACUGCUGCUGUAGGAGAAAGGUUUCAGGACAGGAAUCUCUGUGUCUUUGUUGCCAAUCUACAGUGUGUAUCGUCACUAAAAUGUAAAUGUGAUGGUGUGUGUCCCAGGUCCCUGAUGUCGUGUAUUCCAGCAGUGUGUCUCCACACAGUGAGGGCCCACCCCAGGUGUGUCUAUCAGAGGAAAACUCCAAGAAUGUCAGGAGAAUUACCACAGUUUGAAAUAUGAUAUUCAAUACAAAGAAAUGUGGUGUCAAUGAUGUACACUGUUGUACAGUUCAGUAUUUACAGGUGGGGCCCCUCACCAGUGUUACAUUUAUGUAAAGCUGUAAGCUAAUGUUAUGUAAUCUUUAGCUGAAUGUGUGCAGCACAUUAUUUAAAAAAAUAUAUUUUAAUGUACCUUCAAAAAUGUGAACAUUGUUUUUAAAAUGUUCAAUUAAGUGUUGUGCUCCUUUAUGUUCUUGGCGUACAUCUUCACAGUAUAUAGUUUGAGCAGGCCAUGUAAUUUUGACCAAAACUAGACAUACACUAUACAGUGUGUACAUUCAUUACUUUAUAUAUAUUUUUGCUGCUUUGGCCAUCAUUUGGUUAAGAUAACAUAUUACCCACUAAGUAAACAAGAUCAAAGUUGUAAUGAACCAGAAUGAUCAUGUAACGUACUAUUUAGAAAGUGUGAAGGCUUAAAAAUGUUUUAAUUAUUUAUCGAAUGCACUCUUGGUUCGUCUCUUCAAUAAUUAUUGUCAGAGAAAUAUGCAUGAUUUAAAGGGACUCCCUGAGCUGUUGCAUGUUGAUUGAUAUAAAUGUUACAUCAUUAAAAAUCUAAUCCUGUUUUCGGGAAAGCCAUGCC